Chaetomium fimeti is the source of this 2652-nucleotide messenger RNA. RefSeq lists its product as uncharacterized. NCBI's taxonomy places the organism in Eukaryota, Fungi, Ascomycota, Sordariomycetes, Sordariales, Chaetomiaceae. The coding region runs from base 319 to 2526 and encodes 735 amino acids. The record is from RefSeq and is a predicted model, not a curated record. The transcript is spliced from 9 exons.
GUGAUUGGCUGCCGACAUUGUGACGCCGGGUGGGUGUCGCGGAAAGACCUUGCUUGCCUUCGUUGACUGGCAGGAGUGUGCCUGUUCAGUGCUGCGAGGCGCCGAGCAGGGAGAGCCUGUGUCAAGUCAAAUCGCGGCCGGACAUCUCGGCCAGGGGACAGGGGGGAGCAUUGGCAGGAAGUGAGCCUGAGCUGAGAGCUGAGGCCAACCACGCAAAGGUACUUGUACCUCGAUACCUGGGCAUAUUAGGAGCAGCGGCUACUCCAACGAUCUGUCUGCCUCUUCUUCGUCCACUUUUAGAGCCCUCCCAGCAUUGCGAUGGACAGGUCCAGAGAAUCGACAGUGACCCUGGCUGAGAAUGAUGAUAUUCCCAUCCACCGUCGCCCAAGCAUCAUGGACAACGUCGUACCCGAGCAUGUUCCAGAUCACCUUCUGGAUGACGCAGAAGUGCCCGAUUCGUCCAAACGUCUAAUCAUGGCUGUCGACUUUGGAACCACCUACUCGGCGGUUGCAUACGUCGCACUUGAAGGGGAACCAGGAGAGUCGGCCGGCUGUCUCGAUCCCACGCGCAUACGUACGAUACAAAGCUAUCCCGACGACACAACCUUUGGGGGGUUAGACGACGAAAUGCGAAGUGAGGUACCGACGGAAUUAAUAUACCCGUUGGAUCGAGGUUUUCGAAAGAAGGAAGACUUGGUGGCCAGGGGGAAGGAUUCCACAGAGGAUCAACGGGAGGACGUACCGGAGCCUGCCAUCGGCGAGUUUGAAGCAGAUCCGGACGACCCUCUAACCAUAUUUGGCGGGCAGGACGCCUACGAUUCGGAUCAGAUGUCUGUCGACGAGGCAGUCUCGUUCCGCUGGGGAUACGGAGCGCACGAGGCUUGGGGUAGAUCUGCCACCCACGCCAAUCCGGAGAACAAACCCCUGGCUCGUUUCAAGCUCCUUCUCGACAACAGUGAGCGGACGGAAACAAUUCGGAACGAACUAGGCGUGACGUUCCAGGAGCUCAAACGGAGAAGGAUCAUCAAGGACCCCCGCGAUGUCAUCGCCGAUUUCCUGACGUGCCUCUUGCGGCAUGCAAAAGCAGAACUCGAAGAUGCCGGGUUUGACGACAGCUACAAAUUGGAGACUAUCCUCUGCGUCCCGGCCAUCUGGAGCCAGAAGGCCUGUCGGGACAUGCAAACAGCCAUGGCAAUAGCCAUGGGUCAGGCAGGGUUUUCAGGCGUCGACGUUGAGAACAAUAAUAUUGACAAUCUCUUCAUUGUCUCUGAACCAGAAGCAGCCGCUGCAUUUGUCCUAGCUGAAUCGCGCGAUAUCUCGCCAGGCGAUACAUUUGUCCUCUUGGACGCAGGAGGCGGGACUGUUGACGCCAAUACCUACACCGUGAGCACCACCACGCCGUUGCGUCUCACCCGAGAAGUGGUACCGCCGGGUGGUGGUCUUUACGGAUCUAGCUACAUCAAUGAAAGCUUCCGUGAGCUCCUUCGACGUCGCCUUGCCGACGAAACAUACUUGGAGAGCGAGGACACAACGAUCAGCGGCUGUAUCGAAAAGAUCAUUAUCACCGACUUCGAGUACAGACUCAAACGGAUAUUCAACUGUUAUUCGGCAAAGGGCACGAAGCAAUUCGAUAUCCCUGGUCUUCGCCCCGAUCCUGCGAAAGGCUUCGGCCGGGGCAGCUUGAAGGUUCCCGUGAAUGAGAUCAAGCAGAUCUUCCUCGAUCGUAUGGAUGGCAUUGGGUCUAUCAUGGAAGAGCAAAUUGGCAAGGCCUUGGAAAAGGACGUCAAGAUUGAGAAAGUUCUUCUCAUCGGUGGGUUUGCUGGGUCAGUCUCACUCCGGAAGUAUCUUAGCGGUCGCCUUAGAAGCAUUUGUGAGCAAAAGAACUGCCCACUGCCAACCUUUCUACAUCCACCCCACACAGCCACCGCGGUUGCUCGCGGUGCUGUACUCCGCGCCUUUAACAAAGAGCGAGGUCCGCGGAGAUACGCCAGGUCCAGCUACGGAAUCCUACGAACAGAAAUAUGGGGAGAGUUCCCUGAGCAUGUCGAGGGGAAGAGGGCUUAUGACCCCCACGAUGGGCAAGCUUACGCAUUUAACACCAUAGACUGGGUGCUCAAACUGGGCCAAGAAGUCGAACCUGUCUGGACAUGCACCCCAUUUCUAUGCAGCCACACGUUUGACUGUUUUCCGAUGCGAUCUCUGAUAUGUAGGGAGGUCCUGUACGUGUCAGACCGAUCCAAAGACUCGCACUACCAGCUGAGCCAUCCCAAAAAUGCCGGCGCCGAAGAAGUCGGAGAAAUCGUCGUCGACUUCACCUUUCUCCGCAACGAGGGUCUGAUACAGCCUGUGGAUAGAGGGUUCAACAAGGAUGGCAAGCCGGUGGGCAAGCGGCACUACCGGGUGACCUACACCAUGGUUAUCAAGGUUGUAGACCGAGACCUGCGAUGCUACGCGAUAUAUGACGGCCGGGUUAGAAUGAAGUGCAAGAUCAACAUCGCGUCUGCUUUCCGGCCAGGGGUGAAAUAGGGUACGGGAGAGCCAGUGUGCAGGUUAGAGAUAUCUCCAACGGAUGCGAUGCCGAUAGUAUAACUCCGGAGAUAUCCUACUCCUACCGCCCGAGCUGCAUUGCCGCCGUUGACAUAAUAUUAGGUU